Molecule: messenger RNA, 8480 nt
Organism: Penaeus monodon (black tiger shrimp)
Lineage: Eukaryota; Metazoa; Arthropoda; Malacostraca; Decapoda; Penaeidae
Gene: vap
Product: ras GTPase-activating protein 1-like
Exons: 19
Coding region: 254-3043 (929 amino acids)
Biological process (GO): regulation of GTPase activity
Molecular function (GO): protein binding
Source: RefSeq, a predicted model, not a curated record
CCUUCCAUUCACAACAUUUACCCCGCCACUGUUCCAACAUUCUUUUUCAAAUUCCUACAUUUCCGCGAGAUUGCGAGGUACGCCUUCCCCUCGUCAUUCCAGGCGCUUGGUAAUAUUAUGUAUUAUUUUGCGGCGUGUGAGUGAGGCCAGGAGGGCGCCCCGGCUUCCCCUCCGGGCGAGGUCCGUGACAAAGGCGGCGACUGAGGUGGGUGGAACUCACGCGGGUCCGGCGGCGGUGUUCUGAGUGGCCAGGAUGGCAGAGUUGGCGCUGGUUGGGCCUCGCAAUGUGUCAGUCAGACCUAAAGACAAACUCCACGGUUCUCCCAGCACCGGUAGCGACGAGGGCCAAGACGUUGGCUUCGGGGAUGACUUCGACCCCUUUCACGACGACCCCGACGAGCCAGAUGAGGUGGACAGCUCGCUGUCUGCCCCCCCCGAGGAGAGUUGGUACCAUGGACGUUUGGACCGAGCACAAAGUGAAGAACGCUUACGGCUGUUUGGGAAACUUGGAAGCUACCUGGUACGAGAGUCUGACCGUCGGCCCGGAUCUUAUGUCCUUUCCUACCUUGGACGCUCUGGAGUAUCACACUUCAAGAUCACAGCAGUAUGUGGAGAUUUCUACAUUGGUGGUCGGCAGUUCAAUGCCCUGAGCGACCUUGUUGGUUACUACACGAGUAUGUCCGAUCUCCUCAAGCGGGAAAGACUAGUUCAUCCAGUUCCACCGCCUGAGCCUGUUAAUGAUCUGCGCAAAGUUGUAGCCAUUCUUCCAUACACUAAAAUGGCAGAUACCGAUGAAUUAUCAUUCCAGAAAGGAGAUAUAUUCUUUGUUCAUAAUGAACUAAGCGAUGGUUGGUUGUGGGUAACAGCUCAUCGUACUGGAGAACAGGGUACCAUAUUCUCAGACCUGGUGGAGACCCUGGAUGACGAUAUUGAUCCCAACGUUGUGUUCUCGUGGUUCCACCCAGACAUUACUAAGAGUGAUGCCAUUGAUCUUUUGAUAAAAGGCUGGACAGCUGGUCAGGGCAGUUUCUUGGUGCGUCCAAGUGACAACUCCCCAGGGGAUUAUACACUGUUCUUCCUCACCAACAACAUUAUUCAGAGAUUCAGGAUAGAGAAACGUGGUGUCAAGUACCUGAUGGGUGGGAGAACUUUUUCCUGCCUAGAUGCUGUGAUCAAUAGAUACAAAACUGAACAGAUUUUAGAAGGGCACACUUUAGGCAAUCCAGUUUGUAAGACUUCUGGGGAGAGGCUUGGUCUGCCCAUAGUUCCAGUUAAGGAAGUAGAACAGCCUGAGAAGAUUUAUGCUACUCUUAAUGAAAUAAGGGAAAAACUUGGUGUUACUAAAUUUAAAGGGAUCCAGAAACAAGGUUGGUUAUAUAAAAAGAGCAAAAAGAACAAGAAGUGGAAGUGCUUGUAUUUUGUUCUCACUGACAUCCUGUACUAUUAUGAUAAUCCAAAGCGCACCAAACCAAGAGGCCUAAUAGACUUGAACUGUUCCUACUUAUACCAAGUUCACGACAGCUUCUUUGAACGACCAAACUGCUUCCAAUUAGUUGAGAGGGAGCUGCCUUGCUUAGCUACUGUCACAUACUUGUGCUCGGACUCUCAGGAAAUGACCAACGACUGGAUGGCAGUUUUGCGGCCCCUUUGUGUUCCUCAGAUGGUGGGAGCGCCCAAGUUGCAAACUCUGAAAUUCAUGAAGUCUCUGCAUCUAACUAUUAUGCAGGCAACAAGAUUACCCUCAAAGAUUGUGCCCAGCCCCUACUGCCUUGUUUCUCUUAACCAGGUGAAAGUGUGCAGGACAAGACCAAAGCCUGGCCCUGAUCCUGUUUGGGAUGAAGAGUUUAUCUUGGAUGACAUUCCAUCAGAUGUUAUAAUGUUUACUAUCACAGUGUAUAACCAUGGGAAGCGCAGCAAAGAUUCAGAGGUGGCUGAGGUAAUGGUAGAGCUCAACAGUUUGCAAAACGGUGAAGAGGUGGAGGAAUGGCACCAAUUAACGGGUAUAACACCUGUUGGUGAAUGGGGUGCUGUCAGACUGAGAUACAGGUACUUCCAUGACUUAAUCAUGCCAUGUGAAGAAUACAACAGUUUAAAAGAACUUCUGCUUGAUCCAAGUCUGGAAGCUGUUCAAGCGCUUGCAGAUGUCUCUCACAGGGAUAGAAAUCCCUUAGCUACCUCUCUGUUGCGCAUAUUUAGGAAUGAAUGUCGUGAGCAUGACCUCCUCCAGCGACUAACAGAGCACGAGAUUGAGAGAGAACAUGAGACUAGUACCCUAUUCCGGGCUGCCUCUCUUACCACAACACUACUUGACCUCUAUAUGAAGUCAACUUGCACAGAAUUCCUGACAGAAGCCAUCUCCGAUACCAUACAUAGGAUCUUAGAAUCAAAGCAGUCAUGUGAGCUCAAUCCUACAAAAAUGGAUAACCCAAUGGAUGCUUGUGCCAAUGCCGAGUUCCUCCUGAAAGUCCUGGAUGACAUAACACAGAGUAUCUUCUCAUCCGCUGGGGCAUGUCCAAUGCCUUUGAGAUAUAUCUGUGGGUGUCUACAACGCAAAGUUUCUGAAAAAUGGCCACAAGAUCGUUUGGUUAAAACAAGAGUAGUCUCAGGUUUCAUAUUCCUGCGAUUAAUUUGUCCAGCAAUCCUCAAUCCUCGACAGUUUAAUCUCCUGCAAGAACCUCCACACCCUGUAGCAUCAAGGUCAUUGAUCAUGAUUGCAAAGUGCCUACAGAACUUGGCAAACCUGGUAGAGUUUGGAGGCAAAGAACAGUACAUGGAAGUUGUGAAUCCCUUCAUUCUCAAAAAUAAGGAACGUAUGAUCUGCUAUUUGGACUCCUUAUCGAAUGUUGGUGAGCGACCUGAAAUAGAGGAACAGCCAGUGAAGAGUGAGCCAUCGAGGGAUCUAGCACAGCUUCAUCACAUCUGUGUAACACACCUUGCAGAAUUAACUACAAAAGCCAAAACACAGGUAACUUUAAAGAAAUUAGUUACUGUGACAGAUAUGCUAAAGAAACACAAAGAGAAAUACCAGGAAAUGAUGAGGUGAUCCCCGCCCCCACCUGGCCCUGCAUAGAAUUAAUAUGCCACAGUGCCUAGGUGUCCCAAGGCGUUGCUGGCCGGCUCCUGCUCUUCUUGUAUGCCACAACGCAUAGGGGUCCUGAGCCAUCAUUGGACCACCCCUGGCCAUGCAGUGUGUUAUUGUGCCACAGUGCCUAGGUAUCCUAAAAUGCUGCUGGCCCCCUUCCUGUUCCACAAAGUGGUAGUGUGCCACAGUGCCUAGGUGGCUCAAGGCAUAGCUUAUACCUCUCCUGUUGUGCAAAGUAUGUGGAUUUUGACACGGAAGUGGUCUGAAUCACUACUGCUGCUGUCCUGGUUGAUUUGUGUUUUUGCAUCUCAGAAACCAGAUGUUCCAAGGUGUUCUAUCAAUGCUUGGAUAUACUGAACCAUUGUUGACUCCCUCACUCCAACAGGACAUCAGUACUGGAGCCUAGACCAUACAGAGCAGUUGUGGCUGAGGGUGGCAGAACAGUUGCCACAGUGGGAUGUGUAAUGUGGCCAAGACAACCUUUUAAGCUACAAUUUCAUUGUAUAUGAUGUAAAAAACAAACAAACAAACAAGAUAAAUUUUGAAAGUUUUGAUUAGUAUGAUGUAAGUUUUGAUAUUUUACUCAUACUGUGGGUGUGAAUGAUGUACAAGUGUUGUGGAUGUGACUCCUAAACAGUUAGCGUGUUGUCGGAAGUACUGCAUGUGGGUGCUAAACUUACAAGACUCACAGGAUGUGAGUGUGAUUGUAGGAUAACUCCAAACAAGAUUUACAGCCAGUAAGUGGUAUGUAGGCUGUUUUGAGUUGCACCAAUAUAAUCUACAACCAAAUGAUCUCACAAAUUCCCACCAGUUGCCUGUAUUUCUGAUUCCAUAUUUCUUGCUGUUAAAGAUGAGUGGAUAUUACUACUAUGUGGUUCAGGUGAUAGUAGAAAUGGCCUCCAUGUGACCUCAUUGUAAAUAUGACCUUUAUGUGGAUUUACCAGAGGUAGCCUUUGCUAUCAUCAUGCCCAUUUAAAAUCAUACAUAGCUGCUAUUUCCUCUAGGGUAUGUGAGACAUGAUUGGUUAAAAUAUACUGGACCAUGGUUGGCCUGACUUCCAUAGCUAUGUAAGGGUUUCUUUGAUAACCAUGUCAGUAGGCUCAUGUUAACCACUAUCUGUGGCCAGGUCAUGAGUUAACCCUUCCAUUCUAAGGAUUUACCCUUGUGAAAGAGAGUCCAGUGUGAAAAGUCAUGUACCAUUAAUGCUAUGAUAUGGAGUAGUAGUAUCAUAACUUAAGUCAUCCUGGGGAUGGGUAUAAUAAAAGAUUCAGUAAGAAUGUCAGUCAAUUUUCUGAGCAUGAGGUUUGUUUCCUUUGACUGGAAAGGAUUAACGUAUAAUUUGUGGUAGAGGUUAUUUUAUUUGAUUUUUUUCUUUCAUUUUUUUUCAGUCAAAAAAUAUUUUGAUCUUUAUAUCUAAUGCUGCUUUUAUCAUCCAUGUCUCAAAUCUUCUGAGUGUGAAAAGAAAUAUUAAUGAAAAGCAUGAAAUAUUACCGAUGAAGCUUAAUCAUGUCAGUAUAAUGAACAGUCUGAAUGCCAUAUUUUGUAAAAGACUGCAAACUAAGUAAGCUGUAAUGGUCUUUAGAAUUUACAGUAUAUACCGAGUGCAGUGUCAGUUGAUAAAUAUAUUCAGCUAGCGCAGUUUACACGUUAGUAAUUUGGAAAGUAUAUGCAUGGAGUGACCCUUCUUGAGGGGAAAGUUGAAAAGAAUACAUUAAUACUAAGUGAAACUUUAAAACUAAAUUUUGAAUUGCAUGAAAAAAUCUCCAAAUCUCCAGUAUAUUUGGAAGGCAAGGAGUGUUUUCAUUUUAUGACUUUAGGUGGUUCAGCAAAAAAAUUAAGAUUUUUGUAUAGCUAAUGGUGCUAACUGGAUAGUUGGGUUCUUCCACUGUUUCCUUAUGUCAGGUACCAUUGAAAAGAUGUGCCAUGUCUCUUAUGUUGUGUACAGUUGGUGGAGCUGAAGAUGGUGGAUGAGUGCUGUUGCUUUGUGUUGCUAGUAUACUGUGCUGGUCUGCUGGAUGGUCCUUGUAUUGUUACUAUUUUAUACUGUUCUGCUGGACAAAACUGCUGACCUGCUCUAUAAUCAGUAUGCUGUGUACUGCUUUGUUGGAUGGUCAGUAUACUGUUCUUUUUUUUUAGAUGGUUAGCAUACUUAUUUGUUGAUCUGAAUGGUCUGUAUAUUGUACCAAUUUGUUGAACAGUAUGUAUGCUGCAUUAUUCAGUGAAUGAUCAGUAUACUGAUAUUUUAUAAGAUGGCCAGUAUACUGUUCUGUUCUGUUUGAUGUCAGUAUGCUAUACCUUUCUUUUGGAAAAUCAGCAUAGUUUAAAAUGGUCAGUAUACUGCUCUGUUUUGUAGUUGUCAGUAAAAAUAUUUUUUUCUCAUGAUCAUUAUACUCUGUUCUUCUCUUUAAUGGUCUAUAUGCUUUUCUUUUCAAUUAUAUUGUCAUUAUAUUGCACUGUUUUUAUAAUGGACAGUAUAAUAUUCUGCUUUGUUAACAAGGUGUUCAGUAUAUUGGUCCAAGAACUUACAACUUGCUACACAACUUUUAUUCAUAUUAUAGAUGACUAUAUAUAUAGAUAUAGAUAUAUGUGAAUGCCUUGUCUAGUCCAGGCCAAGAGUCCUCAAGAGAAAUAUAUAUAAACUGCGUAUCCCAGUGGCCAUAAUCUGUAAGUGAUUUCAAGUUACUUAAAGGCUAAUUUUAUAAAUCAGGCAUCUGGGAUGUGUAAGAGACCUUUUGGGAUAGAUUAUGCUAGGAUUCAUUGUUUAUAUAAUAGAAGGAAAUGGAUGAUUUGUAUGGACCAAGUCCACAGUUUGCUGUGCAGAUUAAAGCAAUGAAUAGACCCUUUGAUAAAACAGGACGAUGUUAGUGGGAGACGAAAAAAAAGAUCAUUGCUCAAGUCUUUGCAGUUUAAAGAUCUAUUGAAAUGAUGUUAAGAAUAGUCAGGGGUGGUCUGGAUAAAGGAUCAGAGGCUCUGGUUAUUUAUUUAUUUAUUUUUGUGUCAAACCAAUUUACUGCUUUAUUAAAACUAUGAUAUAUAAUUCAUAUAAUAAUCACUACAGCAGACCAAUGAAUCAGUUGAUAACCAGAAGGUGUGAUAAAAUAUUUUUGUGAUGGUAUUUGAAAAGGUCACCAAAUGUGAGUUUAAUAUGUGGUAUAUUUUUAAGUUUUAUGAUUUGCACUCUAGGGGGAAGAAAUUUGUUCAAAUCCAAUGAUUGGACUAGGAUUAGUUUCUUCAUUUUCUGUGAACAUGACAUUUGAAUCAAGAAUUAAAAAGUAAUUGACAAGAUUGAACCAAGUAUUGUAUAGUGAUGGAAGACGUACAAUAUCCAUCCUAAAAAAAAGCACAAGGAACUUAAAACAUUGAUUAUUUUUAGUAUCGAAAUUUGCUGUUAUCAUAGUAAGUCAUUGUAAAAGGUAAGAGAAAGAAAAAAAAUGGUUUCUCUCAUGAAACGGUAAAUUCUGGUAAGCACAAAGUUCCAGAAUCAUUAAAACAGUUUUAUACUUUUUCAUCAAAAGCAUGAAAGUAUUGUGUAUAAGCAUGUGUCAUAUUCUAUAACCCAAAUCUAGUUUUGAGUGAAGGUGUGUGUGAUUGCCUUAAUAUCUAAAAGUUAAUUGAAUAUUCCCAGCCAAACAAAAUGGUAUUAUUUGUAAAGAUUUGAAAUUAUAUUCAUAAUACAAAUGAACAAGCAUUCCAUAAUUCUCAGAAAGGUUGACUUACCUGGUGAGUUAGUGGGCUGUAAUGACUCAUUGAAAGUGAUUAUAAUUAUACCAGUAAUUAAUAAUUGAUUGCUGAUUUAUGGAUACAGAAAACAGUAAAACAAGUUAGGCUGAUCAUUAGUAUUGGUACUUAACCAUCACCAUGAUAUGGAUAACAUUUAAGAAAAACAUAUAUCCAGUGUGGCAGAUAUUUCAUUCUUACAAGCUUAAUCUUUUGGCCUAUAUUUUUCUCAGAUAAUAUUGCUGUUGACUUGACACUAAAUCUUUUUUGAUAACAGUAUUAGCAAAGUUUAUAGGAGAGUCAAAAGAAAACUACUGUACCCUUUAUUCAGUAGACAAUGUUCAUAUUCAAAGAUAGCUUUUUUGUAUUGUUUGUAUAGGAUACUUUUUAUUAUAGUUAUUUGUGUGGUCAAAAUUAUAACAUUUUGUAAUGUGAAAGUAAACUAGGAGGAUCCAUAGAGAGAUAUUUAGGGAAUGUAAUAAAUCUCAUGUCUGUAACACACUGCCAAUGAUAUGCUUCUGUUCUUGCUCUUAUUUUAUAAAAUGUUAUUUUAUUUGACUUGUUAUAACUGUUUAUUGUGCCCAUAUUUUUAUAUGCAGAAUUAUGAGUUUUACUUUUUAGCUUUUUUGAACAUGUUACAGUAAAAUUCAUUAUUCAAGAUCUUCAUAUUCUGAAGUGAUAAUUGCUUGCUAUUCUUUCAUGCCAUAUUUAACAUUUACAGGUGUGAAGGUUUUCAAAAGAAAAAGCUCGAGAAUAUCUGUUUAGGAAAGUGCCAUGAAUCUUUAUUCAUGCAAGAUGUGUAUGACACAGUGCAUGAACUUUAUUUCAGAAAUAAUCAGAUUAUAAUGGUAAAAACAAAAAUAAAAAUAUUUUUGUGGGGAUAUCUAAAUUAACACUACUAUAUCAUGGUUUGCUCAGCCUGAUAAUAGGACCAAGAUUAAUUUAUGUUUAUACAACAAGCCAACUUUAUAUUUAAGUUUUAAUAAGAAUAUAUCCUUUUUUUUAUUGGGAAUUUAUAGUCCAAUAUUUAUUUACCUUAAUAAAAAUAGAUAAAGUCAUGCUCAUGGUUUACAGCAACUGAGCCAUAUUAAUGUAAAAAACAUGAUUAAAGUAUGUGAUAGAAAUAGCUGUUAAGUAGAAAACUGGAUUAUUUAUGCAUAUUCAGUUAGGUUAUUUUCAACUAUUCACAAAAUAUGCAGUGGAGGAAAGAUUACGUAACAUGAGACUGGCAUGUAUAAUGUAGCAGACAGUAUUUACUGUACCACCAGAUAAAGGGUGUUCAUUCAGUAAUUGUUGGCAUAGGGCCAGGCUUCUCAAUUGGCAACUUGAAACACACAUUCUGUAAGUACGUUUUGUGUACAAAUUUUUGAGGUUAUAGUUUUCGAGGUAAUGGCUCAGUAUAUGUGAGCUGUCUUCUCCGACCCUCUGCUGAGUUUGUGCCAUUUAAUCACAGAGAAAAUUGUAAUCAGUUGCUGAGCCAAAUUGACAAGUAAAUGUUUGUUUGGUUCUAUUGUGUAGCACAAUAAGAGUUCUUUGUUACUAUUUACUGCUCCUGAUUAUGUUGAUCUAGGUUCUAUAGGUAAAAUAUUUUUGUGAAUUUAUAGAAUGUAAAAAAUCAUUUCAGUCAUUUGUUAUUGUUUAUACAAUGAUGCUUUAACAAUAUGAUAUUAGAGUGUUUUGA